Messenger RNA from Zasmidium cellare ATCC 36951, 822 nucleotides. RefSeq lists its product as uncharacterized. NCBI's taxonomy places the organism in Eukaryota, Fungi, Ascomycota, Dothideomycetes, Mycosphaerellales, Mycosphaerellaceae. Gene Ontology annotation, molecular function: Delta14-sterol reductase activity. The record is from RefSeq and is a predicted model, not a curated record. Gene Ontology annotation, cellular component: endoplasmic reticulum membrane. The coding region runs from base 1 to 822 and encodes 273 amino acids. Gene Ontology annotation, biological process: ergosterol biosynthetic process. The transcript has 2 exons.
AUGGCUGAACCAAAGGAUAGAACUUCGAAAGAUGGCUACAAACCCGCAGAUUGGUUCUGGGAUUCGAGACGAAAAGGGCCAUCGCUCACAGGAACCGUGGUGUUUGUACUUACUCGAACGCUGGACCUCCCAUUCCAAUGGUGGCUUCUCCAGUCAGGCACGGGCAUUGCGGUUGUACAGCGCCUAGGAGCAAGCGCUGUACAUCAACCAGGCACCACUGCGACAUCACUUGGACUCAGUCCGUAUCAAACGGCCAUCUUUGCCCUGGCUGUGGGAAGUGCUGCGAAGCAAAUCUACUGGAAACUCUUUAUCGGCGACACCGUCGUUCCAGUACCCUUCUCUCUGGCCAUUUCCGCCUACAACACCAUUCUGAACAGCCUAAACACGUUACUCGCGCUCUGGUCUGUGACCUCCGAGCAACCGAUCGACCAAUCCAGUUUGAAAGCGUUCCUCACGACAUGUCCUCCAGCGCUGCCUGUUGGUCUGGUCUUGUACUCGGUCGGCCUCUUCACCGAAUGGUACUGUGAGAUCCAGAGAAAAGAGUUUAAGAAAGACCCCGAGAACAAGGGAAAGCCUUACGCUGGAGGAUUGUUCGGUCUCGCUCGCAACAUCAACUACGGUGGCUACACUCUCUGGAGAUCUGGAUACAGCCUGAUAUGCGGUGGCUGGAUCUGGGCCAGCAUCAUGUGUACUUGGCUGGCCAGUGACUUCGUCAGCCGAGCGAUCCCAAGCAUGGAUGCCUACUGCGAGAAGAGAUAUGGCGCGCAGUGGGAGCAGGUAAGACGCAAAGUGCCUUACAAGUUGCUGCCGUGGAUCUAUUGA